This is a messenger RNA of Penicillium subrubescens, 513 nucleotides long. Its product is annotated as ATP synthase subunit H. NCBI's taxonomy places the organism in Eukaryota, Fungi, Ascomycota, Eurotiomycetes, Eurotiales, Aspergillaceae. The transcript is spliced from 3 exons. Bases 1 to 513 code for a protein of 170 amino acids. Gene Ontology annotation, biological process: proton motive force-driven ATP synthesis. The record is from RefSeq and is a predicted model, not a curated record.
AUGACUCAGCGCCAAGCCGAGAUUCCGAAGAGAAGUCGUUUCCAACCUCGACUUGCACGGAGAACGGAUCAGAUCCAUCCUGUUGAGACCACCACCCCUCCUUCCACCCCCCUCAUCUUCACCACCCACUCCGUCAAGAUGAUGUCCCAGUCUCUCCGGGCCUCGCGCUCCCUCUUCACCCGUGCCUCUCGGCAACAGGUCCCUGUCGCUGCUCGCCGCACCUUCCUGACCUCCGCUGUCCGCCGCGCCGACCAGGUUCAGGACCUCUACCUCCGUGAGCUCAAGGCCUACAAGCCCACCCCCGUCAAGCCCAGCGACGCCGAGGGCAAUGUCCAGACUUUCAACCUCCCCAAGGCUCCCCCCUCCCCCGAGGAGGCCAACCUCGCCAGUGAGCUGUCCGCCUACGAGGCCCAGCAGGUUGAGGUUGAGGGCCAGGCUGCCGCCGGCGAGGCCGCCCCCGCCGAGGAGAGCUGGUUCGAGGAGGAGGAGGAAGAGGCUGCUGCCGCCCACUAA